UUUUCCUUUCCGAUCCCCCCUCUCUCUCUCUUCCUCCACUUCUCAUCCUCUCAUCCACAUACAUCCCUCCAUCCUCUCUCUUAUUUCCUUGUUACCUUACACACACCACCCACCACUAUCAACCACCAACCACCAACCACCACUACUACCACUACUACUACCAUCAACAACCACCACCACUACUAACCACUACUAAAUCUAAAAUAUUACCACUCCACACACCACCAUCCACACCCACCACACCACUUUCCUGACACCACCGCACACUCCAACACACACCAAACACACUGCAACUACACCUAACCUACGCUACUCCUCCUCACAAACACAACCCACCACAACCCACUCCAGCACACCCUCACAGUGUCCAAACCCAAGAAUUAAUCCCACGAUCCCGCCUUCACUCUAUCAGAACGACAAACCACCCAUCCACGAAAACACAUCAAUCAAUUAAACCCCAACACCACGACUUAUCCAUCAAUCUCCACCGAUAAAUCACAUCCCGCGACCACCGCCAACACCGCUCCGACGGUCGUUUCCUCGAAAACGGAUGUCGCACGCCUCAUCCUGAAAUGCGAUGUCGAAUGAGGUCGUGCUUGCCGGUCGCAAGCAACUAACGACGAGUCGCGAGAACGACAUCGAUUUAAUAGAGCGAUCGCGCAAGCGCAAACUCCGCGAACUGUACGCCGUCGCGACCUGCGAUGGGCCCAUCCCUCUACCUGCCUUUCUCGAUCUCAACGCCCCCAUUUCGGAAGCUACACCUGCUGAGCGCGCGUUCUUAACCUUGAAUGAUAUCAAAGAAGGUCUCAUCUUAAAAGAACACACGAUCCCCUCGCGACGACGCCUCCGAUCCGAUGCGCCCAGAGCGUCAGUGGGAAUCGAUAAGUCGAGCCUAGUGUCGCGGGCGAGCGCGCCACUGGAUUACGCUCAAAGAGAUGGGAGGGAGUCGCUCCAGGAACGGCCGAAGACAGACGCCUCUUACAACACUGGGCCUUUGUACGCCAAGGCACCUGCGACUGUUGAGCGGCCUUUGUCCCGGACGACGCCACCGCGAGGAUUGCAGGAUGGAAAGGCCGCUGGACCGAGACGGAAAUCAAUCCCUCGCGAGGAGGCGCUGAGGAUCGAUCGAGCUGUGACGACAAAGGUGCAGACUCCGACUGCCUUGCUGGAUGCUGCUGUGGAUGAGACGCUGGGCGAUGCGAUUUACAAUGCGAAUAACCCGCCUGCGCCUACCAAGGACGAUGCACCGACCCGCGAGAUGUUAGAGAAGGAUCACGUCGUCAAGAAGGCUGAAGCUACCCCCGAUACACCUGGUGUCGAUCCGAACGUGGCGAUUCCAAAGUCGGCGGAAGAUGCGGCGCAGUUGCCUGACCUUAUAGUUAAUGGCGCCAACGACCCUACCCAUAAGCCGUCGACUGUCCAUCUACCGCCGCAGGAGGCGCAGGAGGCGGCGAUUAAGGAGAGGGAGGACCAGAGACAUGCUGUGAGGGAGGAGAGGUCUGUUGAUACGGCUGCGGCGAGGUUGGCCCUCGAGGUGCCUGCUCAGCACGAGAGACAGGUACAGGCGGAUGUGGCAUCGUCCCCUGGAUCGACAGUCGGACCACUCUCCGCAACGACUUCGGCUCACCACCACGAGACCUCCGCUGAUACGAGCCCAGACAACGAGGCUCACCACUACGACCAAGAAGUCGCAGAGGAGAAGGUCGUCCCGGAAACUCCACCUGAGCUGGCACCUACCCAGGAAGAAGUGCGGGAGAAGGAUGCACAUGAUAGAAUACUAAAAUCCCAGAUCGACGUUGCGCGCGAGCACAUCCUCGGAAGCAGCCCGACCGCCGCUGAUACGCAGUUAUUGGAAGAGCAGGCCGCGGCUGCCUCGACUAUCCCUGGGAAGGAAGGAGCUGCCGCCCGUCCCGCUAAGGCUGAGGUCGAUGGACGUCAGCCGGAGGUGAGGGAGUUGGCGGGGGCGCCCGAGACGGCGAAUGAACUUAUGGAUGAUGAGAAGGAGGAUCAGGAUGAGGUUGUGGGUGUGCCGACUCCGGAUGAGAAGGUGCCUGAACCUAUGCCGGCGGCUGUUGAGGCAUUGAAGAAGGAAACCGUGCCACAGCCUGCUGAGGAGGUACCUGAGCCUAUGGACGUCGAUGUGCCGGAGCCAGCUCAGGCUAAGGGGAAGGAGGUUGAACAGGCUGCCCCAGCUCCGGAACCUAUGGAUGUUACGGAGCCAGCGACGACUGCGCCUGCUAAGCCUGAGGAGCCUAAGGAGCCGUCUGCGGAACGUGCGACCUCGACUGCGGUAUCGACUCCGUCGAUUGAGCGGAUGACGACCCGCGUUGCGUCUGGUGCGAUGAGGCAUAAGUCUGUGUCGGAGAUCCUAGGAGAGACUCCACGACCAAGCUCAUUGAAUACACCGGAAAGAACACCAGGGCGUGCUCUGGCCGAGACCGAUUCGAACCUCCCAUCAGGGGUAUCUACGCCAAAGUCCACUACGUCACGGAUGCGAAGCCUGACUGAGCGCGCGCGCGAGAAGGAGCGCAGCAAGCUCUCCACCGUCGUAUUCGCCAAACAGCCAGUGACCAAAGACACCAAGACGUCUGCACUGAUCAGCGCGAACGCCAAGCCCCAGGGAACCGAAUACCCCGACUACUUCAUGCCCCUAAUCAACGCGCAGAGCUACACCGCGAUCCGCGGCUACCAAACCCUCGAAGCCCUCCUCGCGAGCGCGCACAAGACCAUCACGACCACCAACGCCGCCCUACCCUUCCAAGAAGCGCAAGCCCAGAAGAUCAUCCGCCGCAUCCACAGCCUGCAGAACCACGAUAAGUGGUCCCUACGCCAGCCGAAGCGCAGCCCGGAACCGAUCCGCCCGACGACGCAUUGGGAUGAGCUGCUAAAGGAGGCGCGGUGGAUGAGGACGGAUUUUAGGGAGGAGAGGAAGUGGAAGACGGCGUUGGCGAGGAGGGCGGCGUGGGAGUGCGCGAUGUGGGUUAAUGGGGAUCAGGAGGUGAGGGAGGGGUUGGUGAGGAAGGUGAAGGUGGGGGUUUUGGAGUCGGUGGAAGGGGGAGAGGAGAUGGUGGUUGAUGCGGAGGGUGAGGUUGCUGGGGAGGCGAAUGCUGAGGAUGAGGUGGCUGCUGAUGCUAUGGUUGAUACCGAUGCUGAGGUGUCGCAUCCUACGCCUGAUCUUGUGCCGUCGUCGGAUAACGAUACACCGCUUGAUGAGUUUGAUGAUGAGCCUCGGAUUAGUUUGCUCGAGACUGUUGCGCCGACUGCUAUCUUCUCGCUGGACAAUGAUGAUCUGGUGUUUGGACUUUCGAGGUCGGCGGCUUCGGAUAAACUACUCCAGGAGCUGCCGAUGUAUGGUGCGCCGUUGAAGGUUCAUCAGAGCGAUCUGCCUACUUCGGAGGUUGACCCUGAUGCCUCGUGGAGGAAGCCAUAUCUACCACUCAGCAAGUAUAUUGAGGGUAAGAUUCGCUUCACUGACGAGCCGCCACCACGCAAGAAGAGCCGAUACGAGUAUGCUGAGGAGUCGGAUGAUGAGGACGAGGUAGUCUUUGGGGAGCGCACGCAGCGAAAGCCACAGGAGCCGUUACAAGUUGAUGUUGCGCUGUUUAAUCCGGAGAACAAGCAUAUUAGGGAUCGGAUUCACGCCGGCCACCAGUUUAGGCCUCCGUCGGAGUUCCCAAUGCCCCUACAGAGCUUCUUUGAGAAUAGACAUCCGUCGCAGUGGACGUGGGCUGAGGAUGAUGAGCUGAAGCAGCUUGUGAGGGAGUAUCAAUACAACUGGUCUCUCAUCUCGAGUAUGUUAACGUCAAAGGGCGUUUACUACACAGCCGCCGAGCGUCGCACCCCAUGGGAGUGCUUCGAGCGCUGGAUCCACCUCGAAGGCCUCCCCGCCGACAUGCAAAAGACCCACUACUUCCGCGCCUACAACAGCCGCCUCGAAGCAGCCCAGCGCUCCCUCCUCCUCCAGAUCCAAGCCCAAGCCGCGCAACCCCCACCGGCCGUCGGCUCUGCCCCGCCCCGCCAGAUCCGCCGCUCCACGACGAGCGUGCGCGUCGAGCGCCGCCGCAACCAGAAGCACCUCACCCUCGUGGACUCGAUGCGCAAGGUGGCCAAGAAGCGCGAGACGACGGCGCAGAAGCAGCAGCAGGCGCAGAGCUUGGCGAAUAUGCGCAAGGCGAACGAUACGCCGGUGCAGCCGAUUAAUAAGCAUACCCCGGCGCAGUUUAGUAAGAUUAAGCAUGAUAGGGAGCAGGCGAUCUUGGAGCAGAAGGCGAGGUUGGUCCAGCAGCAGGAGGCUCAUAGGAGGGCGCAAGUAAUAGCACUCAGAAACCAGCAGCCAAACAUGCAAAUGGGCUACCCCGCCGGCCAAAACCAACAACAGCGCGGAAACCCUAACAUGAACGCGCCCCCACCCCCAAACAUGGGCGGCAACAACAACCCCCAAAACCGCCCCGCCAACCUCUCCGUGCCAGGCCAGCACCACCCGCAACAACAACAGCAGCAGCAACAGGGUAUGCAACAACUUCCCAACGGCAUGGGCGCACCCGGGAUGCCAAUGCCAAAUCUGCACCCCGGUAUGGGCGGUCCAAUGCCACUCAAGGGCGUCCCGCAACAGGCACAGAUGGGAAUGCAAGGGAUGCCCAUGGGCCCCGCGCACCGCCUCCCGGCACCGAACGCGACACCCGAUCUUAGUCUCGUCAUGCAGGCGCAGAGGAUCUCGCAGCAGCAGCGCGCGGCGGUGCAGAUGCAGCAGCAUCAGGGGGGUGGGGGGGUGCAGACUAUGCAUUCUUCCCCGCCGAAUGCGAUUCGCGGUUUGCCUAAUAUGGGAGGGGUGCCAGGCCAGCAACAGCAGGGUUUCAUGCCUACGAACGGCAUGUCCCCCAACCCCAUGCAGCAGCAGCAGCAACAACAGCAUUUCGCCGGCUCACCACCCAACUCCGCCGCCGGCGUAGCGGGACUCCAGGGCUCACCACGCCUCAACCCCCAAUACGCACAGCUGGAAGCGUCGUACCGCGCCAAGUUUCCCACCGCGACGCCGGAGCAGGUCCGCAAGAUGGUCGCGGAUGCGCUGGGGAAUGCGCAGAGGCAGGCGGCUAUGCAUGCUGCGGCCGGUGGGGGGGUGCAGGGGAUGCAGGGCAGCUCGCCGGUGCAGUAUGCGCAGAUGCUGAGGGCGCAGCAGGAGAGGCAGGCGGCGGCUGUGGCGGCGCAGGGGAUGCAGAAUCAAGGACAAGGAGGACAGCAGGGGCAAGGUCAAGGACAAGGACAAGGACAGCAGGGUCAGGGGCAGCAAGGACAGCAAGGUCAGGGCCAAGGACAGCAGCAGGGAGGAAUGCAGGGACAGCAGCAGGGGAUGGGACAGCAGCAGCAGGGUGGGGGAGGGCUGCAGCCUCAGCAGAUGCAGCAGCAGCGGAGUGGGAGCGCGACGUCUGCGGGGACGAAGUAGGGGGGGGUAGGGGGUGGAGUUGAGAGGGGUGUGAUGUGAUGGAGUGUUGUGGUUGCGGGGUGUUUGUGUAUACAUAAGCGUACGUUUGGUGCGUUGAUAUUUGCAGGGAAGGGAGGGAAAGGGAAGUUACUGGCUUAUUGGCUGGAUGGAAUGGGAUGAAUGGAUGGAUUGCUAGAGGGAUGGACGGAUGGGAAUGCAAUGGAAUGGCUUACUGACUGCUAUGCUAUUACUGCUACGGUUUGGGAGAGCGAGACGAACGAACGAACGAACUAGGUAGUUUGCUCUCUGCCUGCUGCUCCCCUCACACGACGUCGUCGUUGUGUGUCUGCCCGUUUUAAGACACAUGAUGGGGACGAGUAUAUAUUUUUUGUAAUAAAUUACCUUUUCAACUC
Pseudogymnoascus verrucosus is the source of this 5832-nucleotide messenger RNA. RefSeq names its product chromatin modification- protein VID21 (gene EAF1). Bases 578 to 5440 code for a protein of 1620 amino acids. The record is from RefSeq and is a predicted model, not a curated record. The transcript has 4 exons. NCBI's taxonomy places the organism in Eukaryota, Fungi, Ascomycota, Leotiomycetes, Thelebolales, Thelebolaceae.